AUGAAGAUUUGUGGCAUUUUGAUAUUUUGGACAUAUUGUUGUCUGUUAUAUAAUUAUUAUGUGGAGUCGGUAGCAGAAUAUGAGAUAUGUUUUAAUAGAAGUGUUCCAAUAUUAACAGAUGAACAGAGAUUGUUUAUGACUUUGAUGCAUUAUUAUGAUAACCAUACCAGACCUGUAUUCAAUGCUUCUCAUCCAGUCAAUGUUUAUAUCGGUAUUACAUUGACACAGAUUUUUGAUGUGGAAGAAAAAAAUCAAGUUAUGACCACCAAUGUCUGGUUAGAUCAGGAAUGGUUUGAUGAGAAAUUGAAAUGGAAUCCUGAUGAAUUUAAUGGUUUAAAAGUUUUACGAGUUCCAUGUCAUAAAAUAUGGAAACCGGAUAUUAUUCUAUAUAACAGUGCCGAAGACUACACCAAUGGGUACAUGCAGGCGUUAGCGAUGGUAUCUAAUGAAGGAAAAGUCUUUUGGCCACCAAUAGUAAAAUUUCGCAGUACCUGUCAUAUUGAUAUUACUUACUUCCCGUUUGAUGAUCAACUUUGUUACAUGAAAUUUGGAUCCUGGGCUUAUGAUGGUUUUCAGGUUGAUGUAUUUAACCGAUCGAAACCAGUGGAUCUAUCGAACUUUGUUAGUAAUGGUGAAUGGGAUUUAUUGAGUGUUAACGCUGAACGCCAUGUAGUUAAAUAUCCUUGCUGUCCUGAACCAUUUCCAGAUGUAACGUUUUCCAUUCAUCUGAGACGGCGAACACUGUAUUAUAUGUAUAAUGUAAUUGUACCAUGUAUCAUGCUAUCUGUAUUGACAUUAUUGGUAUUUUGGAUGAGUCCAGAUAGUGGUGAAAAGGUUACUCUUGGUUUGACAGUUUUAUUGGCAUUUUCUGUCUUUAUGUUGCUGAUAGCUGAGAAUAUGCCUGCUACUUCAAGUUUUGUACCAUUGAUUGGUAUAUAUUUAACAGUUAUAAUGUCCUUAACUUCAUUAUCAGUUAUCAUGGCGGUAGUAGUCAGUAAUAUCAGUAACAGCGGACUUCGUGAGAAGAUAAUUCCACCGUUUUUAAAACAUCUUGUCCUUAUUCUGUCCAAAGUGUGUUGUAUAAAGCUUAGAUUUGUCCCUAGUGCCGGAUUCGACGGAACAAUAGUAAGAUGCACGAGUAAGCAGGGUAAUCAAAUGCUAUACAAAGGUAUAGCUAAUAAUAUUUCACAUGAUUCCGGCUGUGGUUUAAUUGAUUUUGAAAAUGGCGAACCGAACAAUGCACGUAUAAAAGAACGAGUGAAUAGGCGCCGUGAAGACAAAAUGGAUUCUCAAGAACUAAACGACCUGUUAGGUAAAGUCCAUGAGUUAAUGUGCCGCGAAAGUGAAAAAGACAGAAAUGAGUUUUUGUGCAAACAAUGGCAAGAGGUUGGAAUUGUGGUUGAUCGUGUUUUAUUUUGGAUAUUUGUUCUCGGGACCUUUAUGUCAACUAUAUAUCUGUUGGUCAUAAUGCCAUCAACUAAACCAGAUAAAACAACUUGA
Molecule: messenger RNA, 1500 nt
Organism: Lottia gigantea (owl limpet)
Lineage: Eukaryota; Metazoa; Mollusca; Gastropoda; Lottiidae
Exons: 6
Coding region: 1-1500 (499 amino acids)
Biological process (GO): signal transduction; nervous system process; monoatomic ion transmembrane transport
Cellular component (GO): synapse; neuron projection; postsynaptic membrane
Molecular function (GO): acetylcholine-gated monoatomic cation-selective channel activity; transmembrane signaling receptor activity
Source: RefSeq, a predicted model, not a curated record